Molecule: messenger RNA, 1012 nt
Organism: Trametes versicolor FP-101664 SS1
Lineage: Eukaryota; Fungi; Basidiomycota; Agaricomycetes; Polyporales; Polyporaceae
Exons: 5
Coding region: 24-842 (272 amino acids)
Biological process (GO): nucleosome assembly
Cellular component (GO): nucleus; chromatin
Molecular function (GO): chromatin binding; histone binding
Source: RefSeq, a predicted model, not a curated record
UCACCCAACUACCACAUACCGCCAUGAGCAGCAAAGGUGUAAAACGCGCGUCCCCCGGCGCCGAGGCCGAGAAGAACCCCCUCGGGGACGUCGAGCUCACCGACGAGGAUGCCGUCAAGCUGCAGGCCAUCCAGAAGGACGUCGCCCGCGUCGAGCUCGCGCUCGAGCGCCGCGCGCAGGAGAAGAUGGUGCCCGUGUACGAGAAGCGGCGCGCGGUGGUGAAGGCGAUCGCGAAGUUCUGGCCGGUCGCGCUGAUGAACCACGGCAUGCUCGCGCUGCACGUGCAGCACAACUCGGACCAGGCCGCGCUCAGCUACCUCGAGGACCUGUGGAUCGUCCGGGACCCGGUCGAGUCGCGCUGCUUCACGCUCGAGUUCCACUUCAAGGAGAACCCGUACUUCUCGAACACGGUCCUGAAGAAGGAGUACAAGUACCUCGCGCCGCCCGUUGAGGGUGAUGACAAGCCGGACGCCGAUGGCAUCACGGAGACGAUGGUAGAGUUCUCUUGGGAACGCGAUGUCCAGCCCCAGGCGACAAAGAUCGACUGGAAGGACGAGGCGAAGAACCUGACGAAGCUGCACCCGCGCGUGACGGACGAGGACGACGACCUGCCGUCCGAGGGCGGAAGCUUCUUCAACUUCUUCGAGGUUGCGCAGGACCCUUUCGAUAUUGGGGUCACGAUCGCCAACGACGUGUUCCCUGAGGCGAUCGAGUACUUCCUCGGGCACGCUGGGGGCGACGACGUGGACAGCGACGAGGAGGACGACGACAGCGAGGACGACGACAACGAGGACGAGAUCGACCUGGAGAAGCCGCGCCCGAAAAAGCAGAAGCAGGCGUAGGCUGGAUGGAGAUGGAGAAGGGCGGCGCGGGAUUGCCGAGACGGAUUUCAUACGGGGUGUAUGAGCGCAUGCAGUGUCGGGGCGCGCACUGGGCGCGUUGUCGCGAAAAAGCAGAAUGCAUCAUGGAUGUCGAGUGAUCGGGAGCCUAAAUAUACCGCGGUGUGCAUUGG